AUGGCGGCCUUCUCCGAGUCGGGGCCAGUGUUCAAAUCACGAUGUGCCCAGGUCGGUCUGGCAUCUGCGGAUGUCGAAAAACUCGAGAAGGUGGGUGUGGAUUCACUCGCAAAGGUCGCUUUCAUGACGAGCUACACGCCGGGCUCUGGCGAUGACAAGGACCUCAUCGCGGCGUUCGAGUCGGCCCUCGGGACGCCGCCCUCUGUAGGGCAGAAAAGCUCCUUCCGAAGGUUAUUUCAUGAAGCAUAUGCUGUUACCACUUCGGAAAUGAAGAUGCUUGUGGAGCGGACGGAUGAAUCCAUCCCAAGAAAAUUGAGCGUCCCAGAGAGAUCUGAGAGGUUCGAGGUAGUGAGCAAACGCCUUGUGGGCCUUUCGAUCAAGAAUCGUCUUGAGCCUGCUGAUAGCCUCGUCGACUCCUUCGUGUCUCAGUAUGAGCAGGACAAGCUGCAGUUUGUCCCGUGGGAGAAGCUUGUUUCCAAAGAACAAGAGGCCUCAACAGGGGCAAAGCGAGAGCCUUUCUUCUCGCUGGACAGUACGGGCAAGCUCAGGUCGGAGACGAAGGUUGAGGUCCGUGCCGACACUAGCACGGAGCUGCUCUUGCAGCUCGCGCUUCAGAGGCGCGGCAUCGCUAUGGAAAUGGCGAACAUCCUUGACUACCAUCGUCACCACAUGUGGGUCGAGCGCCUUCUUGCAGCGCGCCUCGACGCACCUCCGUCGACGCACAUGCAGCCCACACUUGAUCAGUGUCAGCAGGCUGAUAGGAAGCUUUGGCAGCUUCUCGGAGAAGCAACUCGCUCAGGCAUCCAGCUCAAAGCUGGGGGGCGUCCAUUGGACACCAUCUUCGAGAGCACAUGGCAGUCACCAGAGGUGCUUCAUCUGCUUCAGCCGAUGCCUCGGGCAGCAGACGCUUCAGUCACGCAGCAGGUGGCACCGCCGCCGAGGCCGCACGGGCCGGGCCCGUAUGAUCGUCCGGGCAAAGGCCGGAAGGGCACAGGGAAAGGUGCCAAGGGCACCAAAGGCAGCGGGAAAGCGUCCCGGAAUGCAAUCUGUGUGGGCCAGAAUACGCUGUCGGAUUUUCACAGGGAUUCCGGCAACCAACGGGGUUCUUUGAACCAUACCUUCUCGCUGGGCACCUUUCAAGGCGGCCAGCUCUGGCUUGAAGAUGCAGCAGGCACUUCCGAGGCCACGAGUCCCGCAGGCGGGCAGAUCCGGGGUGGGCAACCUUCCGAGUUGCUCCCGUUGGGCUUUCCGUGUGGAUCCGCCGCUGUGACUUCGCAGUCCUCUGGCGCGCAAUCUCCGCCCCAGCCUGGUGCCAAGGUGUCGCCUUCGCAGCAUGAAAAGCCUUUGUUCUUAGAGAUUUGUAGCGGGUCGGCUAUGCUGUCUUAUGUCGCCAAGGAGGACCAGCCCGUGGAUGCAAUUAUGCACCCUAUGCACAUUGAUGCCAUCCUGCGACAAGGAUCCAAGGACCUCUUCCCGGGCACACACCUCGGCUCUCGUCCGACGGAAGUAUGGGAUAACGAACAGACGAAGCUCUCGCUGAAACAUGUUUGGCAGGCACGUGUGCAGCUUCGCCGACAUACCCUUGGGCCUCCACUUCGUGUUGCCUUUCAUCUAUGGCGUGCUCAUUGGCGACUUGUCAAAGCCCGCAAAGCGCUGCAUUCGCAGUCCAACAAAGCGAGACGUGAUAAAUGGGACCAACAGCUCACCGAGGCGGAGGAGGCCUAUCACAAACAUGACUCUCACUCUUUCUUUGCUAUUGUGCGUAGACUUGCACCACGUCGUCCACGACAGCGCAUUAUGAUGCGUAACAAGGAUGGAACACUAUGCACACCACAGGAAGAAAUAGGGCUGAUUCAUGACUACUGGCGAGGUGUAUUUGAUGUUCCGACACUUCCCAAAUGCUCCGGCUAUCUGUGGCAUGGCCUCAACAUUACCACAAAGGAGGUGGAAAUGGCCAUCAGCAAAUUAUCAAUGCGUAAAGCCUCGGCCCCAACCUCGGCUCCGCUCUGCAGCUGGCGUGCCUGUGCUCCUGACAUUGCUCCUCUUAUACAGGAAUAUUUGGCACAGCAUUGGGGUGAGGGAGAACAUGCAGGUGACGAGGACAUUGCUAGGUCCUGGCUUGUCUUUCUGGGCAAGCCAAAUAAACCCAGCAGCAAGCCCGAAAACCUUCGACCUAUUGCUCUACAACCGGCUCCUGCCAAAAUCAUGGCCCUCCUUUUACGCUGGCGACUGCAACCGUAUGUGGAGCAGCUGCUCCACCAAUGUCCACAGUACGCAUACACCAGAGGCAGAACCACUACGGAUGCAAUAUCCCGUAUUGCCCAACACUGUGAUUCUGUUCGAGCCAAGGUCAAACAGCAGACACUUUCACUUCAUGACCGACGACAGGGCGCUGUACGAACCGUAUGCACCGGUGGUGCUCAGCUGACUGUUGAUUGCUCCAAAGCUUUUGACAGUUUACCUCGCUGCACUAUGAUGACCAUGCUAACAUGGGCUGGUGUACCACCCGACUUGGCCACUGCUAUCAUACAGGUCCAUCAGGCUGGCACUUAUCGUCAUGGAAACGUGGACGACCCUGAAUCCUGGAUGGAUAUUGACAGUGCUCAAGGCGUGCGGCAAGGCUGUAUGCUUGCCCCAUGUUUGUGGCUCUUGUUCGUAACAUACCUCUUCCAUCACCUGGACACGACAAUGGGUGGAGCUGCUUCAUGGACAUGCCAGCACUCCACUGCCUUCGCCGAUGAUCUUCACUUCAAGUGGGAUCUUGACGAUCCCAAAGCCCUGGAUCGAAUGAAGAUGGAGGUUGCCACGGUACUCUCAGUGCUCAAAUCCUUUGGUCUUCAGAUCAGCGCAGAAAAAUCCACCAUGUUGAUCGAGAUUCGAGGAACAGCAGCUGACGUUUGGUUGUCCAAGAACGUCUACAAAGAUGAUGAGAACAACAAACACUUUCGUUAUGACACGUUUGCCAAGCUCUCCAUCCCGCUUGGUACCCAAUUCAAGUAUCUUGGGGUCAUAUUAUCCUAUCGCAAUUACGAGCUGGCCAGUGUCAAACAUCGUGUACAACAGGCUGCCAUACACCAUUCCCGUCUUCGUCGCAUUCUGCAAGGACGCGGGGGCAUCAGCCGGCAUCAACGACUUCGCCUCUGGCGCAUCUGCAUUCAGACAAGCCAGCUCUACGGACUCGAGGCCACAGGUGUCACAGAGGCAGAUGCUAUCUCAACGACUUCAGUCGGCAAAUACCCGUCUUUGCUCCAACACGGCAAGGCCCACAAGAUCUUGGCACCCAAACGGGAGCUGCCCCAGGAUCGCUCCGUCUACUCCAUCAACGGACUUCCGCAAUGCCGUUUUUGUGGCUACAAAUUCACGAAAUGGAGUGGCCUCCAAAGACACAUACAGCGGAACGGCUGCCCGAUUCUUCGCCAUGAAGAUCCCGCCACCUUUGCAGCAGCAGCGCCCGCGACUACAAACAAGGCUGAAGAUCCUCUUCGUACUACACAACAUGCAUGGGUGGCCGACUCAACCAUUGCCACUACCAUGCCUUCAACUGGAGAUCAACCUCUGGUCCAAGACGCGCAGCUACAGCAGGAUGCCAGCCAGUACACGUGGACCAAGGUGCUUCACAUGUGGCGUACAAAACAUGACUUCAAGAAUGUGUGUGUGUUCUGUGGUCAAUGGGCAGUGGAUGCCAGUGCUCUCAAACAGCAUUAUGCCAAGCAGCAUCAGGCAUUAACCAAUCCGUGGAUCGCAGCAUAUCGGGCCGAGUGUAAGCAGCUAGCUAAAGUUGCCGUCGAAAUGGAGGACAUGCCGGACUUCGAUGCCGACAGCCAGAUCCAGAGCCUCCUCGGGGGCCUCUCCUCAGUCGUGGAUCUCAAACCACUUCUGAAUCCAACGCCAACACCGGCGCGCAAUCAGUCCCAUCUGACCAACAAGCGUCCGAGGGCGGAACAGUGGACUCGAGGCACCGGGAGCAAGGGCGGCGGCAAGGGCAAAGGAAUGGCCUCCAACGGUACUUUAUCACAGGAGGAUCUUCAACAGCUCCUCAGGCAGAUCGUCGUCCUUCUCCUACGCCAAGGCGACCAACUCAAUCGGCUACAGACGGAUACCGGAUACUAUUUGGUCUUUCAAGUCCCGGGCGACGCCACCAUGGUACCAGUUCUGAUUGCGGGAGCACUCGAAUGGCGCAAUCAGAAGAAGGCCGACCCGACCAAGCUCACCAUGUCUCUCCGCAUAGCCCUCAUCGGACUCUUCCUCAAGGAGCUUCAGAUGCGUCUGGAAAAGAUCCGGGCCAACGACCAACUUCAGGAGAAGCUCAAGGAGCAAGGCCUGAUGACGGACGAAGGUGCUUGGACAUAUCGCCAAUGGUGUCCAAAGAACAAGGCACUUCAGCUACAGCUCAGCAGGGAUCCGAUCAAGUGGGACGUCCUGAUGACACACAUCACGAAUGCUCUCCAAGGACUGAACAAUCAGGACCACAUUACACGUUUUCAGGCGACCAAAGCCUUGGAAGAAGGACAGAUGGGUCCCACCCUUCCAUUCCUUCUGGACAUCUCGCUCAAGCCGAGUGCGUGUCGUCUACACCAGAGCAUGAGGGCAUUGGUGGACUGCUCGGCCAUGGAAGCAGUAGGCGCACGUAUUCGACCCCAACGAGCCAAGCGAUCUCAACUUCAGGAUCAGCUCCAGGAGUGGCUGCGAGGCAGGUUCUAUCAUGUCGGUUGA
Molecule: messenger RNA, 4713 nt
Organism: Symbiodinium sp. CCMP2592
Lineage: Eukaryota; Dinophyceae; Suessiales; Symbiodiniaceae
Source: the annotation of a GenBank genome assembly